GCCCCCCAAGUGUCACUACUAUUUCCAUCAAACGACGAAGGAAAUGUAGUGAAAAUUUCAAAAGGAUCGAAAUAACAGGAUUGAAAUAAAAGGAUGAAAUGGAAAAAGGUCCCCGGCUUGUCUAGAGUCGACCUUGAGCUUGUCCUUUGCGUGCACACCUCUUUGAACAAAGCCAGUCAUGUCCUGGAGAGAUUACGGCGGUGAAGUAGCACCACCGCAACCAGCUGGUAACCGCUGGGCGGCAGCUGCUGCGCAAGCUGCGGAUGGGAACAGGUCGUCGACAGGCUAUCGUUCUUGGGAGACUGUGGACGACGAACCAGAAGACUAUGACAACACCGACUGGUUGCAACGCAAGACAAAAAAAGUCCAAAACGAUUCCCUCCAGAGUACCCGUCGUGCCUUACAGCGUUUAAACGAGACCGAUGCUAUUGCUACCUCCAAUUUAACAAGACUGAACCAACAGUCGGAACAGCUUUACAAGGUCAACAGCCGUCUCGAAAGCGCUGAACAGCAUGUCAAAGUCAGCGACUCUAAAGCAGAUCAUUUAAAAUCCCUCAAUCGGUACUUUUUCCUACCGUCCUUUGGUGGCAAGAAAGCAAGAGAGCGAGAAGAGGCUGCUAAACGAGAAAACGCCGAACGCUCAACUCGUGACGAAUCCGCUCUUGAGCGGGACCGACAAGCUCGUGACGAGCGCUUCCAGUCCAUUCGCAAUGCAAACUACAUGUCAUCGACUCGUGGAAUGUAUUCCACUCCUCAAGGUAUCGAACAUGAUAAUACAGAGGAGGAAAUCGACAACAAUCUGGAUCAAAUUUCGUCCGGCUUGCAGAGAUUGAAGAUGAUGAGUCAGAGCAUGAACACCGAGUUGGACUCGCAGAGGGAUAUGAUUGGGAGGAUAUCAGAUCGUACGGACCGUACUGGGGAGAGGAUUAGAAAUACGACAAGAAAGAUUGAUCGGAUCAAAUAGACAACAGAGGACGUGAGGAGCUACACAUUGUAGAACAGAAAUUUUGUAUAUAGGAUUUUCUAUGAAUAUGGAUGCGUUUUAGCACCUUUUUCCGACA
Messenger RNA from Spizellomyces punctatus DAOM BR117, 1061 nucleotides. RefSeq lists its product as uncharacterized. The coding region runs from base 179 to 964 and encodes 261 amino acids. The transcript has a single exon. Gene Ontology annotation, molecular function: syntaxin binding; SNAP receptor activity. Gene Ontology annotation, biological process: vesicle fusion; exocytosis. Gene Ontology annotation, cellular component: plasma membrane; SNARE complex. NCBI's taxonomy places the organism in Eukaryota, Fungi, Chytridiomycota, Chytridiomycetes, Spizellomycetales, Spizellomycetaceae. The record is from RefSeq and is a predicted model, not a curated record.